Messenger RNA from Aspergillus niger, 1050 nucleotides. RefSeq lists its product as uncharacterized. Bases 1 to 1050 code for a protein of 349 amino acids. Lineage: Eukaryota; Fungi; Ascomycota; Eurotiomycetes; Eurotiales; Aspergillaceae. The record is from RefSeq and is a predicted model, not a curated record. The transcript has 2 exons.
AUGAGCCCCGGACUGUGCUCGACUGCGAAUGAAUUCCCAAUCCCGGGGCAGCAGAAUUUUGGGAGACCUAUCAUGAAUCACUCUCAGCUCGGAACCAAGGGCGCUCUGUUGGCAAAUGACCCAGCUGUAAAGUCGGUGACGGUUAUCGGGGCUUCAAAGUAUGGGUAUGAUGCCGUGUAUCUUAUGGCCUCUCAUGGUAAACGUGUGGAAUGGAUCAUUCGCAAGUCCGGAGGGGGUGCCGUCUGGAUGGCAUUGCCGUGGCUUUGUUUGUUUUGGACCGGUCGUCUGGGAGUUCUCAAUUACCCCACGAAUAUCUAUGACUAUGUUCGAUCAGGGCAAGUGAGCGUAAACAGAAAGGAUAUAUCGCAUCUUUCAGAAGGCGAAGUCAACUUUACUGAUGGUACAGUCAUAAAAACCGAUGCUCUCAUUAGAAUAACCGGAUGGAAGCUAGCCCCAGGCAUUAAUUAUGAGCCCGAGGGACUGGUUUCCAGUCUCGGGAUUCCCACUAGGGAUCCCUUCAGAGACCGAAAAGCCUGGGAUCGUUUCGACCGCGCCGCUGAUGAAGAGAUACUUGAUCGGUUUCCAGCUUUGCGUCACCAACCAGCUGUGAAGACGCUGUACAAGCCCAGGCUUAGUCCAUUCCGGCUUUAUCGUGGCAUUGCGUCUCCGGAAAUGACAGCCAAAGGCGACCAGUCCAUCGCAUUUUUAGGAAUGCUCAAUGGGACAAGCAAUGCCCUUUUAAUUGAGGUGCAGGCUCUCUGGACAUAUGCUUAUCUCAACAACCAGGUCCCAAUUGAUCGAUCGAAGGUGUAUUAUCAGACAGCAUUGACAAGUCGAUAUGGAAGACACCGGCAUCCAUGUGGUUUCGCGAGCUGGUAUCCAGAGACGAUAUUCGAUGCGAUUCCGUAUUCGGACAUGCUAUUGAUGGACUUGGGGAUUAACAGAUGGAGGAAGAGAAGCUGGUUGCGGGAAGUUUUUGAAGACUAUACAGUGCAUGAUUACCGAGGGAUCAAUCAGGAGUGGAAGCAGCAACACAAGAUACUCUCCUGA